CUAAUGGCAACAUUGUGUAGGUCGCGGGUCGCCAUUGCGACGUCCAUAUUCGUUCCUAUUACUUUACGGACAUUCUGCAAACAUUUUUAAGAAAUUGACUUUUUAGUUAUUUUAAGUGGUUCUUGAACAAUUAGGACAUUGUGCAGUGUACUAAUGUGAUAUUUAUUUUAUAUCAUUGUGAUUAAAGACUUGUAUAAGUGCAUAAUAAACAAAAAAAUCGCGGCCAAUGUCAGCAGGCGUGUCAGAUCAGCGGAUGAAAGGGCAAGGGAAUCAAGUGACAAAUGCACCUAAAGAGCAUCAGUUAGAGAGUGGUGGUGACGAGUUGGCGGAGGUAUCAUGGCGUCACCAGCAGCAACCGUCGUACGCGCCACCCAUCUCGUCAGCGACAGACCCGUACAGCGCAGCAGGUUAUUACGGUACAACAGCAGUUCCUUAUCAAGCCUUCGGAGUUGGGGAUGGAACAUGGUCCACCAAUGGCACAGACCCAAUGACUUUUCUAGGAGGAUACAAUCCUCACGAUUCAUAUGGAAUGGACGGUAGUGUUUUUGGGCCUUCAACGACGCCUUUUUCAACCGCCGCAUUCGGACAACCGGCAUCAACAUUUAAUUAUUUCCCUGGAAAUGGUGAUUACUCCACUUGGGGACAAUUAGGUCGUGCGAAACAAUAUGACGAUUACUAUAGAGCCGAUGGACUUUACGUGCCAGAUGGCAUCAAAGCGGUGGAAACGGGCGUCCAGGCUCUAUCGCUUGGCGACCACAAGCACGACAAAGAUCGCGCCCCCGAACUUAAGGACGUAUCGAGUGGAUCGCAACCCAAAAAGAUGACAUGGGCGUCUAUAGCCAGCCAACCGGCAAAGCCGGCGCCAACCUCGCAGAGCGGCGGCCUAAAGAAGAAAGGCCCUGGCAUGCCGCCGCCGCCGAUAAUACCCGGCAAACAUAAUAUGGACAUAAGUACUUGGGACGCCGGGAAGAGUGCGCCAGUAGUGACCGCUCCGCCGCCCCCGCCGCUGCAGCCGCCGCCGGUGCCGGCGCCGCUGCCAAUGCCGCAGCCCGCGCCCGCCUCGGCGCCCAUGCAGCGCGGGCCGCCGCCGCAGCACCAGCCGCCGCCGGCCUGGGCGCAUGCCCCGCGCGCGCCGCCGCCGCUCCAACCGCGGCCCCCCAUGCCGGCUCCCCCAGCCCCGACUCUGCCUGUCCAACCGACCCCAGCUCCGGUUCCCCAUCCGGUGCUCGACGAGCUGCGCGUUAAAAAUGACUAUAAUCCUAAAGACUUUGAUCUUACCGCGCCGCUGGCUCGAUUUUUCGUCAUAAAAUCCUACUCGGAAGAUGAUAUUCAUCGCAGUAUCAAAUACGAAAUCUGGUGCAGUACUGAACACGGGAACAAACGUCUCGACUCGGCUUUUCGUGAUCGCGAAAGGGAAGGCGGCUGUGUCUAUCUGUUCUUCUCUGUUAAUGGUAGUGGACAUUUUUGUGGAAUGGCUCGUAUGACGAGUGCCGUAGAUUACAACUCCAAUUCUAAUGUGUGGUCUCAGGACAAGUGGAAAGGACAGUUUCGAGUUAGGUGGAUUUACGUCAAAGAUGUUCCUAAUGGGCAGCUUCGUCACAUUAAACUGGAGAAUAAUGAAAAUAAGCCAGUAACGAACUCGCGUGAUACGCAGGAGGUGCCGCACGCCAAGGGUCUGCAAGUGUUACGUAUAAUGCAUAGUUACUGUCAUUCUACGUCUAUCUUUGACGAUUUCAUCCACUACGAACGUCGUCAAGAGGAGGAAGAUUCGCGAAAAGUUCCGCAUCCGGCUCCUCAGGACAAUAAUCGCGAAGAGCACGAGGGAGCAGGCCGUGGAUACCGCAACUAUCGCGAUUUUCGCGACCACAGGGACGGGCGAGACGGGCGGGACGGUCGGGACCACCGGGACGGGAGAGAGCCGCGAGACCACCGCGACGGGCGCGAGCCACGCGACCCGCGGGACCCGCGUGAUCCACGCGACAUGCGUGAUUCACGCGACCAUAGAGAUGACAGAGAUGGCCGCGAUAAUCGUGAUCAUGGAUAUCGCGACCGCGACUCUAACUACAGGCCUCAUCAUAAGGAUCGCGAUGGUUCACGGGGACGUGGGCGACUUCGUAACUAAUUUUUUACGAUGUCGACGAGGACUGGCUUCUCUCCAUAGAAAACUAGAGCUCAAGUCAAUAUUGGUACCGCAUUGCAGCAUAUGUAUGUAUUUGUUGACAUACAUAGGUUGAGGAACCUAACAGCCAAUGACGUGAUUCGCGUUGUUACGUUGAAACUUGAACAAUUGCGUAAAAAUAGUAUAUAUCUUGAACAGUGAUUAAUUAACUAAAAACAUUCAACAAAUUUAAAAUGUGCUAAAUGAUAUUAUCUACUGGAAGAACAUUGCUAAAACAAAUGACUAGUGAACAGAACAUUAAUUGAUAGUCAUGUGUUGGUUUUCAUCAUACACAGAGAGUGUGGUAUUGUGGACAUUUUUUCAAAUUUGUGGACUGAAACAACAAAUAUAGUAAUUUUAUAACUAACUAGGAAAAUCUGUGGUGAGAGGAGUUGAUCCUCUUAGAGACUGGGUGAAGAAUAAAUUUAAAGUAAUAAAAAACAUCAAAAUGUACACUGAGUGUAGUGUUAAAAUCCAUAAUAAGUGUUUGAAAAAAAUGGAAAAUUCUAUUAAAUAUCAGUGGCUACUUGUAUACCUUUUAUAUUUACAUGUAAUUGUAUUCACAUGUGUGGACAUUUUAUAUACGGUUUUUAAAUCAACGAAAUUCUCUCGUACAUUGAAAUCAGUUUUAAUCAUAUUACCUUGAAUGUACUAUAAAUUUGUUCAUUGACAAUAUAAAUGAACUAAAAUUUCGACAAAACUGUUUUCACAUAUGUACAGAAGACUGUUUGUUGUUGUUUAAAUGUGUACAUAAUAAUUGUGUAUUUUAUAAAAAAUGACAAAAAUAUUUACUUCUAAGUGAAACAACAGUGUAACGAGAGAAGAUAUUGAGUGUAUAUUUUAAUUUUACUCUCCUUUUAUUUUUUUAAUUCCCCCACCUUAUUUUUAAAGUGCCUUUUCAUUUAUUAUGAAUUAAAGUUUUUCAAAUCAAUAUGAUUUGUGUUAUACGAGCCUCAUAA
Molecule: messenger RNA, 3117 nt
Organism: Colias croceus (clouded yellow)
Lineage: Eukaryota; Metazoa; Arthropoda; Insecta; Lepidoptera; Pieridae
Gene: Ythdf
Product: YTH domain-containing family protein 3
Exons: 6
Coding region: 227-2122 (631 amino acids)
Biological process (GO): mRNA destabilization
Cellular component (GO): cytoplasm
Molecular function (GO): mRNA binding; N6-methyladenosine-containing RNA reader activity
Source: RefSeq, a predicted model, not a curated record